AUGCCCGUUGUUUUGGUCCGCCCGACCAAUCGGACGCGGCGGCUGGAUUCUACGGGAGCCGGGAUGGGCCCUCGGUGGCGGCAGCAGGACUCUCCCCUGCCGACCAUAACGCAUUGCGCAGGGUGCACCACCGCCCGGUCCUCCUGCGGCUUUAACGGCCCCGGCAUGGACCCGCCGCGCCAGUUCCCGCCGGGGUUCGGCCCCGAGCAGCAGCAGCAGCAGCAGCAGCAGCAGCGCCCGCCGCCGCCGCCGCACUGUCAGCAGCAGCAGCAGCAGCAGCAGCAGCAGCACGGCCAGGACAAGCAGAGCCUCCUCCAGCAGCAGCAGCAGCAGCAGCAGAGCCCAUGCCUCCAGUGCAACAACUGCGCCUACUACGGGGCUGCUGCGGCAGCCGCGGGGGAUAACCUGCCCCUGCUGCUCCGCGCGUCCUCGCCCCUCUCGGGCGCUUUCCGGACUCGCUCCUCGCCGCUCUCCUCCGCCGCCUCCUCCCGGCAGGGCAGCCAGCUGAACGUCAGCGAGCUCACCCCGUCCAGCCAUGCCGGCGCGUCCAGGCAGCUUCACCAGUACCACCAGUACCACCAGUGCCACAGCCUGCAGCAGCAGGCAGCCAGCCCCAGCAGCAGUGUCAGUAGCGGCAGCACCCACCACCACCACCACCACCAUCACCACCACCACCACCAUCAGCAGCAGCAGCGCCGGGAAAGCAACCCCUUCACCGAAAUAGCCAUGAGCAGCUGCAGGUACAACGGCGGCGUCAUGCGGCCGCUCAGCAACCUGAGCUCGUCCCGCAGGAACCUACAGGAGCUGGACUCCGAGUCGCAGCCGCUCCAGCCGCCGCUCGCCAGCCCGGCCGCCGCCGCCGCCGCCCCUGCCGCCCCCGGCACCCCCGCUGCCCCGGAGAUCGUGGUCUCCAAACCCGAGCACAACAACUCCAACAACCUGGCGCUCUACGGCCCCGCCGGCCCCGGCCCCGGCCCCGGCCCGGGCGGCGCCAACAACGGGGGGGGCAAGUCCAGCAAGAAGAAGAACCAGAACAUCGGCUACAAGCUGGGGCACCGCCGGGCGCUCUUCGAGAAGCGCAAGCGCCUCAGCGACUACGCGCUCAUCUUCGGCAUGUUCGGCAUCGUCGUCAUGGUCAUCGAGACCGAGCUCUCCUGGGGCGCCUACACCAAGGAGUCGCUGUAUUCCCUCGCUCUGAAAUGCCUUAUUAGCCUCUCCACGAUUAUCCUGCUCGGGCUCAUCAUCGUGUAUCAUGCACGGGAAAUCCAGUUGUUCAUGGUGGACAAUGGAGCAGAUGACUGGAGAAUAGCCAUGACUUAUGAGCGUAUUUUCUUUAUCUGCUUGGAAAUACUGGUGUGUGCUAUACAUCCCAUACCUGGGAACUAUACAUUCACAUGGACAGCCCGGCUCGCCUUUUCUUACGCUCCAUCCACAACAACAGCUGAUGUGGAUAUUAUUUUAUCUAUACCAAUGUUCUUAAGACUAUAUCUUAUUGCCAGAGUUAUGCUUUUGCAUAGCAAACUUUUCACUGAUGCCUCAUCUAGAAGCAUUGGAGCAUUAAAUAAGAUAAACUUCAAUACCCGUUUUGUUAUGAAGACUCUAAUGACAAUAUGUCCAGGAACUGUACUGUUGGUUUUUAGUAUCUCGUUAUGGAUAAUUGCUGCAUGGACAGUCCGAGCUUGUGAAAGGUACCAUGAUCAACAGGAUGUUACUAGCAACUUCCUUGGAGCCAUGUGGUUGAUUUCAAUAACUUUUCUGUCCAUUGGAUAUGGUGACAUGGUACCUAAUACAUACUGUGGGAAAGGAGUCUGUUUACUCACUGGAAUCAUGGGUGCUGGGUGCACUGCCCUGGUGGUAGCUGUGGUGGCAAGGAAGUUAGAACUUACCAAAGCUGAAAAACAUGUGCAUAAUUUCAUGAUGGACACCCAGCUAACUAAAAGAGUGAAAAAUGCAGCGGCCAAUGUACUCAGGGAAACAUGGUUAAUUUAUAAAAACACAAAGCUGGUUAAAAAGAUAGACCAUGCAAAAGUAAGGAAACAUCAACGCAAAUUCUUGCAAGCUAUUCAUCAAUUAAGAAGUGUAAAAAUGGAACAAAGGAAACUGAAUGAUCAAGCCAACACUUUGGUGGACCUGGCAAAGACUCAAAACAUCAUGUAUGACAUGAUUUCUGACUUAAAUGAAAGAAGCGAAGAUUUUGAGAAGAGAAUUGUUACUCUGGAAACUAAACUGGAAACCUUAAUUGGUAGCAUUCAAGCUCUCCCUGGACUGAUUAGCCAGACAAUCAGCCAGCAACAGAGGGAUUUCCUCGAGGCUCAGAUACAAAAUUAUGAUAAGAACGUUGCCUACAGUGCUGAACGAUCACGAUCUUUGUCAAGAAGAAGGAGAUCAUCCUCCACAGCACCACCAACUUCAUCAGAGAGUAGCUAGAAGAGAAUAAGUUAACCACAAAAUAAAGACUUUUUGCCAUCA
Phalacrocorax carbo (great cormorant) is the source of this 2469-nucleotide messenger RNA. The record is from RefSeq and is a predicted model, not a curated record. Lineage: Eukaryota; Metazoa; Chordata; Aves; Suliformes; Phalacrocoracidae.